AUGGGAAGCCUGAUGGUGAAGUUCGUUGUUCGAGCCUGUUCAGGCAAUGGAAUGUCGCUUCCACUUACGUUUCUUGUGUUAGAUGUUGAGGGCAAGUCUACUCUUGUAAAUGAAGGCAAUAUAAGAGUCAGUGUCAUUCCUAUUAUAAGAAAAUGGGGGAGUCGUGAAGGGGCACAACAACACCCGUAUGGUGGCAUCUCCCUCGAGGAUUCGGAUAAAAUUUGCAACAUUCUCGAGUCCAAUGCAUUCUUGAAAAGGAGUAAGAUAAACACAGAGAAUUGCUCCAAGCUUAUGGUGAACCACACGGAUAGUUCGAAGCCAUUUGUUCGGCUUCGCAAUGAGAUAGAAAGCACAGUUGAUGAAGGCGCUGUUGAGGAUGGUGCAAAUGAUGGGAGCGUCGUUGAGGAGGAAGAAAAAACGACUUCGCUUGUAAUGGAAUCACUGCAGGCAUUCAAAGAAGCUUUAGCAAAUGGUGACAAAUCCAUGGUUGCUGAGAUAGAGUCCUUUCUUCUAUCCAUCGAAGUCGAGAAGAAAUCUCUUGAUAGCAAAGUUGCUGCUUUAUCUCAAGAGUUGUCGUCAGAAAGGGAUAGGGUUAUUAGUAUCAGUGCUGACUUUGAUAAUUUUAGGAAAAGGAUUGAAAGAGAACGGCUUUCGCUGGUGACCAACGUGCAAGGAGAAGUGGUAGAGAGUCUGUUGCCUGUGUUGGACAACUUCAAAAGAGCAAAAGCACAGAUCAAGGUAGAGACAGAAGGAGAAGAGAAAAUCAAUAACAGCUAUCAGAGCAACAUGUAUAUUGAGAUAGAGCAACAAACAACUUAG
This is a messenger RNA of Magnolia sinica, 819 nucleotides long. RefSeq lists its product as uncharacterized. The record is from RefSeq and is a predicted model, not a curated record. Gene Ontology annotation, biological process: protein folding. The coding region runs from base 1 to 819 and encodes 272 amino acids. The transcript has 4 exons. Lineage: Eukaryota; Viridiplantae; Streptophyta; Magnoliopsida; Magnoliales; Magnoliaceae. Gene Ontology annotation, cellular component: chloroplast. Gene Ontology annotation, molecular function: protein homodimerization activity; adenyl-nucleotide exchange factor activity; protein-folding chaperone binding.